This is a messenger RNA of Racocetra persica, 1005 nucleotides long. The record is from the annotation of a GenBank genome assembly. NCBI's taxonomy places the organism in Eukaryota, Fungi, Glomeromycota, Glomeromycetes, Diversisporales, Gigasporaceae.
AUGUUUAGUGAAAAUAUAAAUCAAAAUUUGUUUGAAGAAAUUCAAAGGUUAGUAAGUAAAGAAAUUCGACAAGAGGCAACAAGGAAACGAACUGAUAACAAUGCCAAAAAGAUUUAUUUCAUUAGCAAAAAUGAUAUCUUUGGUUCAAAAAAUUCCAAUGACUCAGAAAAAAAAGAACCUCUUUAUGAUAAUCGUUAUUUAAGCAAAAUAUAUGAAGAUGUCUGCAUUGCCAUUCGCAGUUACGAGUCAAAUGACGAAUUUUCUUCCAAACACUUUGUUGCGAUAUUAAGCAUAGCUUUUGCUCCAUUCGUAGAAAAUAACUAUCUAUCAAAUAGACCAUAUAAAUUCAAGUUUAAAUUAAAGAACACCACCACUGAAGCGGUAUAUAACUUUAAGGAUAAUUCAAUUGAAAAACAAUCAGACAAAGAAGUAGAAAAUCAGUAUGGUAUUGAUUUAAAAAAACAACCAAGUGCUUUAAAAAUUAUUCUUUGUGUAAUAGAAGCAAGCAGAGAAUACAUUGAACUAUUGACAAGUUGCUGGAUUAAUCCAAAAAGUUAUGAUAAAAGGUCUGUAAUUACAACUGCAGCAGCAAAUCUUAUACUUAACCUUGAAGACAAAUUAAAUAAAAUAUUACACUUAAUAAGCAAAUCAGUGAAUGGAAGAAUUAUAAAUGAUUAUCUUGAUAUUCCAAAACAUUUACUUUUCGCUUCUACACUUGUUGAAUAUGGUGAGAAUUUAUCAAAGGAAAAAAUGAGCCAAUUUAAUGAUUAUGUUGAUUAUGCUAAAAAACAGAAAUCAUCCAAGAAACCAAGGAAAUUUUUUAACGAUUAUGAAGAGUUUAAAGAUAAUGACCUAAAAAACCGAAGUUCAGCAUAUGGAAAACUUAAAUCAGAUGCGAUAAAAUCAAUUAAUUCUCUAAGAUCACUUCCAAGUAUUAUAAACUUAUCUAUAUUUAAGAUAAAAAUUUCCAAAGGCACUUUGACUGAAGAACUUGCAAGAAUGCAG